UUGGCGCCAUCCAAAACUGUCACUUAGGUUGGUACUGCGCUGUACAAGCGUUGUCCGCUCUAAUCUUUUGGUUACGUUCUUUUAUUUAAUUUAUUUUUGAACACUAGCGUGAUUUGAGUUUGUCAGGUGUAUAGCCGCGUAUGUUAUGCAGGAUAAUUUGAGUCUUCAGCACGAUGACGGAGAUAAGCGACGAGUUGACGGGGCAGCCCUUCAGUCAAAAUAUUCGCGUGUACGUGAACGUCAAGACGGACGCAUUUUGCACCGACCUCAUCUUUCCUUUCGGGAUUCCAGCUAACGGUGUUAUUUCUGUGUUCGUGGGUGACUUUUCGGCUUCAUACUCACGAGAAUGCUGCGAGCAUCCGGAAGCUGCAGAGAAAGUCAUCAAUCAGAAACUGGUUGUCAUGUGCCGACCGCACCAGGGCAAGCCCACCUGUGUGCCUGUGCCCUGUCCCAUGUCAAGCCAAGGCGACGAUGUCACGGGAGAGUCGAAUGAAACCACUGUUCCUGCGCAAGACUUCAUGGAGCCCGUGUGGAAGGAAGCCAAGUCUACGAAUGAUAGAUUGACAGUCAGCGCGGCUCACUUGAGGGUGCCCGGUACUGAGCUUGAAGAAAAUGAACAAAACGACGGCUCUUUUGAGAUGGAUAUUGAAGAGUUCACUGAUGGCUCUCCAGUUUUGAGUGUAGGGGACGCUAAUGCGUCAGUGUCACGGUCGGAGUCUCCAGAUGACACCGAACUGCCACAUAUCAUUGACGUUACUGCGCCGGCGUUUCACUUAUUCUCUUCUUCAGAGGAGUCUGACGACGAUUCACCCUGCCUAAAACAACGAAAACUUCGCCGCAGAGGAGGAGAUGCAGCAGUGUCGAGCUCUGUGCAAUCCUCCAUUCGCAAGCCAUUGGGUGACUACGAAGUGGACGAAUUCGUUUGCGCUAUCUGCAACAAGAGCUUUCCAACGCGGCCACGUUGUCAGCACCAUGUGUGGAGCCACCUUCACCCGGCAGACAGCAUCCUCAAGUCCUUCAAGUGUCCAGCAUGCAUUAAGGCUUUCUCCAGCCGUUGGGCACUGCGUUUCCAUUACAAGGCAAAGCACCUGGGCGGCAAGCAUGUGUGCUCACAUUGCGACGUGGGUUUUGAUACCUCUACAGCGCUGUCCCUACAUGUGCGUCGCAUGCACACUCUCUGCCUUUGUGUGUACACAUGCGAGUAUUGCCUGCACAUGUUCGAGCGACGUUCCGCUUAUAACAUGCAUGUGGCUAGCAAGCAUGAAGAUGGGACAGUCACGAUGCUAAGCCGCUUCCCUGAAGUUGAACUUCGCUGCUCCCAUUGCCCCAGCUUCAUCACAUCUUCCGACUUGGUACUCACUCGGCACCUACAAAGCAUGCACCCCGAGGUCGAGGCAUUUGGUUGCAGGAUGUGCUCACUCGUGUUCCAGGAGCAAAGAGAGCGAGAGGAGCACGAGCAGACUGUGCACACAGUUAAGCUUAACCGCCUUGGCAGUCAGUGCAUCUACCUCUGUCGCAUCUGCGACAAGGCCAUCACCACACUGAGUGGCCUUGCCUGUCACCUUCGACUGCACUUGGGUCAGCGUGAGAAGUUGUUCUUGUGCCCCACAUGUGGUGCACAGCUUGCCACUGCUACUACACUCCGUAUACAUAUGAUGUUGCAUGAGAAAAGCCCUUGGCUUCAAUGCCCCCACUGCCCCCGUCAGUUCCAUCUCCGCAUCUGUCUGCGCAAGCAUCUGAGGCGGGCCCACGAUGCACACCUACGCUGCACCUGUUCACACUGUGGAAAAAAAUUUGUGACCACCAAGGAGGUUUGCAGGCACCUAGCCACUGUGCACAUUAGUGACCUCUCGCAGGACGAAAUGGCACUUCUCUCCAAGCUGAAAAAGUACUCCUGUGAGCUGUGCCCAUUUGAGACAUACAGUAACAAGGGUUUGCACACGCACAUGUCAAACCACCCAGAGGCGCAGUGGCUCAAAUGCAGCCGAUGCCCAUACUACUACCCAACUGAGGCAGAGCUGCUUGCUCACGAAGCACGGUCACACAAGACGGCUCCAUGCAAACGCCCUUGUCCACUGUGCCCACGAAUUUUCUACUCGAAGGCUUUACUUGAUGAACAUACCCAGCUGCAUGCAGACGGUAAUGGCUUAAAGUGCCUGCAAUGUGACAAGGUGUUCAGAACAAUCCCGCAACUGGAACGGCAUGCAGAGUGCCACGACCCAACCAUCACUCAAAGAUGUGGAGACUGUGGACGCACAUUUAGCUCUAUACAGAGCUUACAGGUACAUCAGCGCUCGGUGCACAAGAAGCGCAAAAGGCUGCAGUCACCUAGCCUUCAAAGCCACACCACUGACCAUCGGUGCCCACAUUGCCAACGGCAGUUUCAGUGUGCCAGUGGCCUGCAGGCGCACAAAGUUUACAAGCAUGACUAUGUGGACUCUCCCAGUGGGAGCAAAUUGCCCUGCCCGUUAUGCAGAAGGAUGUGCAGCUCUGAGGUCGCCAUGGCCGUGCACUUGCGGAUCCACCUCAACGAGCGGCCAUAUGUGUGUGAGCUCUGCGACAAGAAGUUCACUAGCUUUGGGGCAGCCAAAGCACACAGCGCACGCCACCUGACAAUGCAUGAGUGCAGUCAGUGUGGCAAGCAGUUCUUCCAGCGAAGCAAACUGGAUGAACAUAUCCAGUUGGCACACUCUGUCUCACUCGGAACAGAACUGUCUGUUCUUCCCAACGCUGGUCAGCCGGAAGUGAUAGAGGAGGAAGCAGUGGUAGAGAUGUUGGACCAUUCUGCUAGCGAUGCUCAUAGUUCAAUGUCACAGCUGUCGCUGUAGAGCCAGUGGGGCAUCUUAAAUGCCAUGAAAAUUUGCAUGCAAGCCUUACUGUGCACACUCCACUGUGAGACACACAACUUCCAUGAUGAAGGCACUGCCAUGUGAUAGUUCCGGGGCAAAGGCACAUGACCAAGUAUAGAAGGUGCUUUCUUGUGGUAGUUUAUGUAAGUUUGUUGAGAGCUAUCAGAGCUAUGUUUGGAAAUACACAAUGCCGUCCUUAAAUUAGCACAGUUAACUGGUGUAGCUGUGUACUUGGAACCAUAGAUAUGCCAAGUACCCAUUGUUUAGUCCAGCCAAUGCACACAAAGCACAGCAUCAGGUAAUGCAGAGUAACUUUGUCUGCAAAGAAGAUAGUUAUUUUAUGCGAACUAAAUUCUAAAUUCAGGAUACUCUGUCUUAAACUUAAGGCGUUCUUAGGUGUGGGACAAGUUGUGCUUAAGCGCGUAAGAUUUGCUGCAACGCAUAUGCACAUGAAGCUGUUUAAAUGUUUAAGUUAGCAUACAGAGUGUCCCAGCUGUAAGUUAGUUGGGAUACUCUGUAUAACACGCGUUACUGUGUCAAUUUUCUUUUGUUUUUCCAUUUUUUUCCUCUUCUUCUUCUUUCUCCUUUUAUUCCCUUUACCCCUUUCCCCAGCACAGGGUAGCCAGCCGGUACUUACACUGGCUAACCUCCCUGUCUUUCCUCUCCUUUGUCUCCUCCUCCUGUAUAACACACACACAAAAAAGAAGACUAAAGGCAAGUAAAUUUCAGCUAUUGCUGCCUUGUGUUUUCUUUUUCUUUCUUUCUCUUUUGUUGCAACAGAAAUACUGUUAAUAAUUAGGCAAUGAAAUGUAGAGUUCCUGAACAUGGCUCACAUUCUUUCGUUUAAAUAUUUUUUAGCCAGUGAGGCUAUAUAUUUUGAUUAAAAUGAUGAACUCAAUAUUUUGUUGCAUCAUGUGAGGGCAUGUGCAGAAAUAGCAGCAGCUAUGGUGUUAAUUGUGUGGUGUGAGAAAAUGUUAAUGUUUCAUAAUUAUAUCAUGUUUUAUUUUGGUCGUUAUUUGUGCUUUUCGUCUCCUCUGAAAUGCCAUACUUCCAUUCUAGUACUGCUUGUAUCAAGUGUCGGUCAGUUCGGAGCCUUUGAGAUUGCAUAAUUUGCAGAUGGAGACUGUAGAACAACAAAUUUUGCUUUUUAUCUGCUGACGCUUUCAUACUUGUAUGACAACAAAUCUGAGAUGACCUUCUAAAGGAUUGCACUUUGUUGCAGUUGACCUAAAUGUCACCUGUAAUAUCAUAGAAGUGCAACAUCAUAAGCUUGCACAGAAUCAUUGCAAUGUGUCGCUACUGAAAGUUGUGAUUGGUUGAAGCAGCUGAAAUCAUGCUACAGCAAAGAACAUAUGUAUUUUAUCACAUGUUGGGAGAUUGCAUGCACCUAUAAUAAUUGAUGACGUACACAGUGCUAUAAGGAAUGAUGUGCACUUGUAAUUUUGAUGUGCCUGCUCCUGCAAUGCGACCUUUGACAAGUUCAUAUAUACAUUUGCUGCAGAGAGAUACAAGGGUCUUGUUGGUGCUUGAAGCUGAGCAUGCAGGUCACAAAGUUCAGAGCAUGAAAAAAUUUAACAGCAUAUUCUUUGUAAAUUUUGAACAAACAGAGCGCUGUAUACUUGAAAAAGUGUGUGACAGGCAUGGUGCAGCAUGUGUACUGCCUGGAUUUUAUGUUGAAUUUGCUGCUUUAAAAACAAUGAACUGUGGCAGAUAGCACAAUUCCAUAUAUUCAGCGAGCUUGCCUGAAGUGGCAGAUACUAACAUGACAAAUCACCCUGCACAUUUGGCAAAUUAACCAAAUUACAUAACACUAUCAUUGAUUUGGGGAACAGAGUGCAGUUGCAUAACUGAGUAUGGUAAUGCAAGUUCAGAAAUAUCCAUCCCCAACGCAUGCCAUGAAAUAUAUUGGCACUGCACAUAGUUUUCCGCCGAAGGUUGGCUGGAAAGAUUCUUUUGGGACAUGAUUAAACAUGCAUUAUGGGGCAUAUCUAUCAAAUUUGCUAGCCAUAGAAUUUCAUACAAUUACUAGAGGGAACUGUGGCACUAAUGUCUAUGCGGCUGCUGCAAGCAGGGCAGUUCAGCCAGCAUAGGAAGGAUGAGUAGUACGCGGAUUUGCCUAAACUUCAUCCUUCUGGCUUUAAAUGAUUUCGUGACUUUGCAAAUUGAUCAACUUUAAGAACGAACUGCUUUACUAAAAUUGUCUGACGGCAGGAUUCAAACACACGACCUCUAACACAGAAGCAAGAUAUUGAAACCAUUACGCUACGGCCGCAUGGAAAAGCGUAACCACAACAGUGAGCAGCGAUUAUGCAUGCUUGCAGAGUUUUAUUACCUUCUGCAUUAAAGAAAGUAUAAAUUGCUUUGAAAUUUAGUCCAAUUUAGGCCUAGAUAAAGCAUAUAAACUAAGCUAAAAGAAUGCCUGACGCCCCAAACACAAAGAUCAGACAAAUCCAUGUAUUACCCAUCAUUCCCAUGGUAGCUGAACAAUCGCAGUGCCAGAGUGCCCUCUAGUAAUUGUAGGAAACUCUAUGGUGCAAGCCACAGAGUUCAGUAAGUUGUGUCACAAAGCAAUUAAGUUAGUUUAACUUUCUUAUAGCUGGUGCAGCAUGGUCUUAGUCGCUUUUGUGCCAUUAAACCCACAUUAACUAACUUUCUUAAAGCUAAUUGCACAUUGGGAUUUGUUAUGCAAGUGAAUGUUUACCUCUUUGAGCAUUCCAGCUCUGUAUACGAAACUGGGUUAUCUGCCAUAGAAAAUUUUUGGAAAAUGCAUUCAUGUUUUAAAAGAAAAAGGUGGUAUGUGAAUAAUGAAACAAGCGAAAGCCAGUAGUUAUGUCACUUUUUUGAUAACACAAACAAAUACGCAACCUAUGCCUUUUGCACAUCUUACUGUACCUUUACAGUAGAAGUAUUUAUAUUGGUAUCUGUUCACUCCAUUGACAGUACCUUGGGCUUGUUCAAGCAAGAGUGCUUGCUUGAGAUGCAAUAGUGGUUGAUUAUAGCCUCAAGAUUAGUAUGUAGGUGGGCUAGCAGAAUACUGCUGGAAUUUUGUUGCGAGCAUAAAAGGGUUAGGCCAUAUGAGAACAGAGAAUUGUGUUCAUUAGUGUGACUUCUCUUGUUUUAUCUACAGUCUUGGUAUGAAUGUGGCUUGCAUAACGAGUAGUUUGUAACUUGUUCAGCUAAGCUAAUAUGGCAUGCAGCUACAUAUGCAAUUAAGCACACAGUCCAAAGCACAGUGUUGUGUUGUCUAAGCAAUUGUGUCCAUGCAUCAUGGUUUGAAGGUGGCUCAGGCAAGUCAGAGACGUAGUGAUCGUAACAACAGUAAGCACAAAGCGUUGAUUAUGAUGCAAGAAUGCAGCACGAAAAACUCAUUGAGUGAAUUUAGUGAAUGUUCUACUGCUGCAGAUUACAGAGCCGUGUGUUGAAUAAUUCUAGAGAAGGCAGCAGGAUUUGAGUGCUAUUCAAGCCACACAAUUUAUUCCAGAGUUUUGCAGUUCCUUUUUAUUCUUAUGUCACUUGCGUUACCUCUUGCAUGAAGGAGACUUGCAAGAAGCAAGUCGAUUGUAUUGUUAUGAAGACAAUAACUUAUGAUGCCUCAAUAAAGUUUUAUAUUCUUUACUGAA
Molecule: messenger RNA, 6469 nt
Organism: Dermacentor andersoni
Lineage: Eukaryota; Metazoa; Arthropoda; Arachnida; Ixodida; Ixodidae
Biological process (GO): regulation of transcription by RNA polymerase II
Cellular component (GO): nucleus
Molecular function (GO): RNA polymerase II cis-regulatory region sequence-specific DNA binding; DNA-binding transcription activator activity, RNA polymerase II-specific
Source: RefSeq, a predicted model, not a curated record